This is a messenger RNA of Rotaria sp. Silwood2, 1056 nucleotides long. The record is from the annotation of a GenBank genome assembly. Lineage: Eukaryota; Metazoa; Rotifera; Eurotatoria; Philodinida; Philodinidae.
AUGACAUUAUAUGACGAAAAGUUUUUCAACCUAAUCCGUAACUUAGGUGGUGAAGUUGUUACUGAACUUCUAAAAGUUCAAUGUAUUAACUCUACACGAACUUUACUUCGAAUGACUGAUGUUUAUUCUUUUCUUGAACUUGAUUGUCAUGAAAUAAAUGAUUUAAAAAAAAAAGUCACGUUUAAUCUAGCUAAUGGUACAACAGUGAUAAAGCCAGGUGUUGCAAAUAAUAUUAAUUACAUAUUUAAUUUAUUACGUUUUAAAGAACAACAAUUGAAAGAAAAAGAAAAAAAUGUUGAUUAUGAAAAGGAUGUGUUAUACAAAUUGGUUCAAAAUAAUUCUUUAUUAAAAUCAUUAAUACUUUGGUAUCAAAAAGCAGAACAGCUGCAUUUUACUGAAAAACAAACACUUUUACCAACAUUAAUUGAUAACAUCACGAAUAAUCUAUCCAAAUCGACAAAUCAAUAUUGUUACGAUGAGUUAGUUCAACGUUUUGCAGUUAUCUUAUAUAUAUUAGGUGGCAGGUUCGCUUAUAAUUUCGUCAGGCUCAAUUUAGUAUGUGCUCUACCAUGUCCAACAACGAUAACAAAUUUAAUACAAGAUAAAAAUUUGAAGCUAAAUGAAGCAGAAUUCCGAUUCGAUCUAUUAGAACAACACUUUAUGUCGAAGAAUUCUAAAUAUGGUUUCGCUUCUGAAGAUACUACGGGUAUCAUUAAAAAAGUAGUUUAUAACACCGAUACUAAUUCUUUCAUUGGAUUUUGCACUCCAUUGGAUAAUGGAAUUCCAAUUGCGCAUCAUUUUCGUACAGAAUCGUUCUAUCAAUUGAAGGAAUGGUUUGCUGAUGUUGAGAAAGCUGCUUUACUAAAUCUACACAUGAUUCAACCUCUUUCACAAGACGUUACAAACUCAUCAUCAUUUAUACUAUCAGCAUUCAGUAUAAGUAACACAUUUACAUCAAGUGAUAUUGUUCAAAAAUGGAUUUACAUUUUUAAUGAAUGUUCAUCUCGAAAUAUACGAAUCAUCGGAUUCGCCACUGGUAAUUCAAUUUUCUUUUAG